Messenger RNA from Laetiporus sulphureus 93-53, 4116 nucleotides. RefSeq lists its product as uncharacterized. NCBI's taxonomy places the organism in Eukaryota, Fungi, Basidiomycota, Agaricomycetes, Polyporales, Laetiporaceae. The record is from RefSeq and is a predicted model, not a curated record. The transcript has 3 exons. Bases 1 to 4116 code for a protein of 1371 amino acids.
AUGGCCUCGUUUUCCCGACUUUCGCGUUUGUUCAAGCCCGGGCAGCCCUCAACCAUCACUCGCGGAGAUGAAGCAGAGGCGACAAGAGACGACGACUGGUACAUUCCAUACAAUGGACCGGUGGAGCCGCCACAGGAUCUGCACGAGAACAGGGACAGCUGGGGCCAGCUAGUGAGUGGAUGGCUCAUCGAGGGUUCACAUGAAGCGCAAGACCGGUAUGCCCGCACGACUCGCGACCGUGCCGCUUCGAACGCUUCUCGUCUCACCCAUUCCUCAGGAAUCAUUGAUCCCACUCGCCGCAGCGCUUCUACCGCACAUUACACCGCGCGACAUGCCGUUACCUCGCUCUUCAACCCUGACCAAGCUGGUGGUAUCGGCGAGUCGCCGACGCCUCUUCGCGUACCGCAGGAGCAACCCGGGCUAGAGUCGAAUCGCCACAGCAUUGCUGGCUUUCUGUCGUUCGGGAAGGGAACAAAGCGAACACGGACCAUCCAUCACGCGGCGUCUAUGAGCCAAAUCGGCCACAACACGUCAACUGCAAUGGGAGCGGUGCCAGCGAGCACGUCCAACGACUCCCUCGCCGCGCCUGAUGCAGAUGCCUUGCAGUUUCCUGAUCGCGCCGGGUCGACGCUAUUUGUACGACGCCACCCGUAUGCAUUCCCGUUCUCCGCACCUGCUACAUCUGCACCCCGACUACCCUCCCCCACCACAUCCCAGCCGCCCUAUCAACCACCACGGAAGCCGUCAUUUAGGCUUCGCGAGACAUUCUCUCAACAAACAGGACCGUUCGCUUCCAGACCCUCACACCCGCAGGCAGGCAUCAAGGCAUCCACCUCUGUGCCCAACCUCCGCGAGCGUAUGCCUGGGUUUACGCCAGUACCGGCCAGUGCCCCGAAAGGAAAACAGCGGUGGCUGUCGCCAGAAACGUGGUGCGACGCGAUUAUCCUCCCCCGGCCACGAUUUGCAGUGCACAUCGAUCCGGACGGAAAAAGUAGACGGAUUAUCAGUCCUCCUCCGAGCCCACUGCUACAAACAGAGGUCCGCGACCACCUGUUGCCGUCUCACGCAGCCUCCGCAUCGCAAAGCCGCAGCCGUGGCUAUUCUGCGCCAUCUGAUACCGCCCCGACCGGCUUGCAAAAAGCGAAGUCGACCGUUCCCUUAGUCUCCGUGUCAGAGUCACCCACAGCAGGGCCUUCCCGAGCUGCACAGGGGGGAACGGAUCGAGGUGGACGCGGCGGCGAUGAACCCGCAAUUGCCGGCCCUUCGAUGGCAAGAGCUCCGAGACCGAAGAGCUUUGCUUUAGAUGACCUUGCUCUUCCCAGCCCGGUACCUUCGUUGCAGAAGGUUCUGGAGGAAGGUAGGCAGCUCGAAGCUGAUCGCAAGGCAUGGCAAGCAAAAGCAGAACACUCCUUCCAGAAUAAACGCAUGCGGUCGUUCUCCAGAAAACGUGCGAAAUCGGCUGCUGGUGCCCAUGGCCGUCCCGACGCGCAUGACGGGCGCACCUCUGCGCUAAGUGUGCUUGCUGAACGAACUAUGCUGGGCAACCAAGCGCGCCCUCCUAAGGUGCACGUCCGCCUGCGUCCGUCUCAAUCGCAGACAUUCAGGUCGUCGGAAGAGUAUGGCACGAGUACUGGGGUAGGAGUGACCACCUUUACGACGGACUCGCAUCACACCAACGCGCCCAGCCAUGCCCGCACACGCUCGCACGCGCACUCGAAUUCCGUAGAGACGAACGCCUCGUCGCGCAACCGGACAGACGAGUCGUCCCCGCCACCGCCGCCGCUGCCGAGCGGGCAUACCCAUACACGCUCGCGCUCGCUGCACAAGUCAGCGCUGCGGCUCGUGCGCACCACCGCGUCGACGGCCGCGACGUUCUGUGGGUUCACGAGUGCGGAGAGGGUGCUCGACGCGGAGAAGGAGGAGCGGCGGGUGAUGGCGUCGCCGGUCGAAAAGGCUGCGAGCGCCGAACGGCUAGAGGGCGCGCUUCGGCGAGACGACACGCGGAUUAUCCGAUUACAGGACCAGGUGCGAAGGGAUGAGCAUUCGCGUCAGGGCGACGUUGAAGGGGUGGUUCUCAUCACGCCUGCGUCGCCUUCGGAUGAUUAUGUCGCUCAUUUUGCCAGUACAGGAGGAGUCGUGAUGGAACAGAAUGGACCUGCUGGGCUGUCGCCUGUUCCUUCCGCCGGUUCCUACUCGGGCGAUGGGAUCGGGAUCGCGAUAUCGACGCCUACUCCUUCAGACGAGGAGGCGCGACAUCGGCGUGUAGGUCGUGAGCCUCUGAGGAUGUCGACACAUCCGUAUGCACGCGGUGCUGCAUAUGCAUAUCGCACUUAUCCUUCGGUCGAUGAUGGUAGAAACGUUUCCGAAGCGCACGCGCAUGGAUUCACCGAAACUGCGGAUGAAGACUACCAUCGGCAACGGCAACCUAUUCUCGUUCAUCCAUAUGCACCGUAUGCCCAAGCGGGCAAUCCAAAGUCUUCAGGCUUGCCGAGCGCGGCUAUUUCACCGCAGCUGCUCGUCUCCAGCUCCGGUACGGAUGAGGGCCAGGAGGUGGAGUUCUCGCCAGACCAGAGCUUGUACGCGGAGAUCACUCCCGGCCACAUCCGCGAAAUCAAACCGGAAGACAUCAGAUACUCGCCCUUCACGCCACUAGAUCCAGCCAAGGGAGAAUAUGCGCAAGUGGCCAGCAAUGAUGCGAAGCCGGCAAGUCCGCCUCGCGCUCAUCCGUAUGGUCCACAAUCGAAGCGGACGAGCGAGUGGGGCUUCGCGGAUGCGUUGGCGAAGACUCUCGUAGACAGAGGAAGCAUCGACAGUGGGUUGGGAAUGAGCGAUGGUCGUGAUUAUGGCAAUUCCUCGGAGUUGGGCUCCUCCAAGCCACAGAGGAACGAAGAGAGCAGCGAAGUUGAGGCCGUCCAGAUCAAAGUGCCUCCUGUACCGUCGCUGGAUGUUCCGCGCUGGGUACCACUUGGACAACGCACUCAUCCCACCCACGUCCGCGAGCGGACGCAUUCCUCGUCAAAUCAGACGAUAGCAUCGUUACCAAUGGAAGGCGUGAUUCCUCCUAGUUUUCGGCGGCAGCGAUCGUCUGGACGCCUGACAGGCCACUCGUCCGGAUCGUCUCCGGGCAUGAUCUCUCAUGAAUCGUCCCCGCCUCUUUCUCCGCGCCCGCUGAAUGUUGGAGACGACCUUGAGAGGUUCCGUGAUCUGUUCUAUCAGCCGCCGGCGGGGAGCAGGACGCCGUCAUCAGAGGAACUGUCUUCGCCGGCGUCGCCCUUACAUCCCCCAGGAAGUGUGCCCAUCGACGUCUCCUCGCAGAGCACACGGACUGCGAGCGGACUAACUACUCUGGCCCGCCAGCUGGCUGAAGAUAUAGAGGACUUGCGCGAGAUGACGCGGGACUCCGUCGAUAGCAGAGAUGCUCUUUCACCUGUGUCGGGCGGACGUCUUGGUAGUGUGCGCAGUGGACGUCAGGAUAGCACUGCAUCUCAUCCAGCCGUUGUGCUAUCGCGGACGUCUUCCUACACGAGUUCUCCUCCUGAUGCGACUUCGCCUCUACGCUUCCCUCUCGACCAACAUGCCUCCUUGGCGCAACCGAUUAUCAAUGUACCCGAAGAUGUUGAGGAGUCCUCACGGGCAUCGUUCAUCCUUGAGCCGCAGACGUCGGAUAAUGAUGACCACCUGCGCAUCGGUAUCGUCGAGGCUCACGGAACCCCUCCCACGUUAUACAGCCCUGACCGUUUAUCUACGCACCUCUCCUUGAUCCAUUUCACGCGAGAUGACCGCAACACAGCGCAAGCCGAAGAGCAGCCUGACAAUCGCGUUGGCUCAUUUCAGUCCAGUUUAGGCGUUCCCAGACCUGGCGACCAAUUCCGUUCCAGUUACAUGACUGGUGAUACUGGCACGUCGCGCAUGUCUGGGUUGUCCGACUUUCCUGUGCCUCCUGCAGAUUUCACUCCUGAGCAUAUGUCAGUGCUUAAUACGUACUUCGAAAACAGAUUUGACUCGGAGCCAACGUCAUUUGCGGAUGAGACAGUUCCACGUCCCGGGUGCAUGCUUGCCAGAGAGCCCAGUAGGGGAACCUUUGGUGGACGGGAUGAUGUUGGUCAAGCAUUUUGA